AUGUGGCAAAAAUGUUGGAACACAAAUCAAAGUCUCGUACAUAAUUUGAGAUUUCGCGAAAGAGGACCAUUGAAAUCAUGGCGACCGGAAACAAUGGCGGAAGCAAUUUUUUCCGUUUUAAAAGAAGGCUUGAGUUUGUCACAGGCGGCGAGAAAAUUCGACAUUCCUUAUCCGACGUUUGUUUUAUACGCGAACAGAGUUCACAACAUGUUGGGACCCAGCGCAGACGGGGGUGCCGAUUUGCGACCCAAGGGAAGAGGAAGACCACAAAGAAUUCUUCUGGGUGUUUGGCCAGACGAACACAUUCGAGGCGUCAUACGAGCCGUCGUUUUUAGGGAUCCUCAACAUAUGAAAGAAGAACAACAUUUAGGAUUUCCAAGACUUCCGGAUUCGCCAUAUUUAGGAAACGCUUGCGGUAACAAUCCGGAUCCGACUGCCGCCAUUGCUGCCGUAGCACACGGUCUUCGUCAGCAAAUGUGCAACAUGGUAGCAGCUGCUCAUCAUCACGGAGAUGCCGGAUUAGUGAAUAGUUUGAAUCUGUUGAGUCACUGCAAUAAUUUGGGACUCCCAACGAACGGCAUGAGGUUAAACAGUCCUUUAGGUUCCGCUCACGAUUUGAGAAUCAACAGUCCGGGUUCGAGAGACAUUGACCUUUCACCGGGUUCAUCACCGUGCAAUCCUCUAGACGGUUGCGCCGUUAAUCUAUCAACAACAAACGUUAAUUGUAAAACGGAAAUGAAGGGAUCCCUUCGAUCGUCGGAUUCUAAAUCCCCUCCCGGAAUGGCGGAUGAUUACGAAGUCAAUUUAUCAACUCGUCACUUAUCAAAAUCACCCUCGGACGAUUACGACGACAUUGAAGAUUUGGUAAGGAGUUCACCGAGGGGGAGUGGGGGAGGACUCGUCGUCGAACCUUCGGAAGGUGUUGUCGUAGUACGAGAUACAUCAAUGCCAUUAAAAGUAGAAAUAACGGAAUGA
Pediculus humanus corporis (human body louse) is the source of this 975-nucleotide messenger RNA. Its product is annotated as bric-A-brac, putative. Gene Ontology annotation, molecular function: DNA binding. Gene Ontology annotation, biological process: regulation of transcription by RNA polymerase II. Gene Ontology annotation, cellular component: nucleus. NCBI's taxonomy places the organism in Eukaryota, Metazoa, Arthropoda, Insecta, Psocodea, Pediculidae. The transcript is spliced from 4 exons. The coding region runs from base 1 to 975 and encodes 324 amino acids. The record is from RefSeq and is a predicted model, not a curated record.